AUGAAGAAUUGGUGGGAGGAAGGAUUGAUUUACCAAAGCGAUCCAGAUGACCCCGAUUUCGAACCUCCAGAGAGUGACAUUGAAGCCGACGAUGGAAGUGAUAGUGGUGAUAGCGGAGUCGAGGAGGACGAAGCCACCGGAGUUGAGGGAGACGACGUUGGGAUAGAUGGAGACAGAGAAUCUGAUGGAGAGGAGAAUAGAGAAGACGAUGGUGACAUAGCGUCUGAUGGAGACGUCAAUCUAGAAGACGAUGGAGACAGAGAUGAAAGUCAAAAGAAGAGGACGAGAGAAGAGAAAAGAAAGGAGGAAGAGGCUGAAGAAGGUCAAAAGAAGAAGAGAAAACAGAAGAAGGAUGAGCCGGAAGAAGAUUUGGCCGAGAGGUUUGAGUUCGAGAUAGAGGAAGCAGUAGCUAUGUGGUAUGAUGAGUUAAAGAUUAGAAGGAACGAAAUACCAGAAAGUAAUAAUGAAGAAGAAGAUCAUGUGAUCACUAGAGAUAAGAAGAUUAGGUUAGCUUCGGAUGAUAGGUUAGCUAUAGGCAGAACAUUCUUCACUGGUUUUGAAUUCAAAGAGGUUGUCUUGCAUUAUGCAAUGAAGCAUAGGAUAAAUGCUAAACAAAAUAGGUGGGAAAAGGAUAAAAUUAGCUUUAGAUGUGCUCAAAGGAAGGAGUGUGAAUGGUAUGUCUAUGCCUCAUACUCUCACGAGAGGCAAUUGUGGGUUUUGAAGACCAAAUGUCUGGAUCAUUCUUGUACUUCUAAUGGAAAAUGCAAGCUGUUGAAGAGGAAAGUGAUUGGUAGAUUGUUUAUGGAUAAGCUAAGGUUGCAGCCUAAUUUCAUGCCUCUUGACAUUCAGAGGCAUAUCAAGGAGCAAUGGAAGCUAGUUAGUACUAUUGGACAAGUGCAAGAUGGAAGACUUCUAGCUCUUAAGUGGCUGAAAGAAGAAUAUGCCCAACAGUUUGCACACCUUCGAGGCUAUGUGGCAGAAAUCUUGAGUACAAACAAAGGAUCAACUGCAAUUGUUGAUACCAUUAGGGAUGCAAACGAGAAUGAUGUCUUCAACCGGAUUUAUGUUUGUCUUGGAGCAAUGAAGAAUGUGUUUUACUUCUGUAGGCCUCUCAUUGGGAUAGAUGGAACGUUUUUGAAGCAUGCGGUUAAGGGAUGUCUGUUCACUGCUAUAGCUCAUGAUGCGAACAACCAAAUCUAUCCAGUGGCGUGGGCAACUGUUCAGUCUAAGAAUGCAGACAAUUGGCUCUGGUUUUUGAAUCAGCUGAAGCAUGACUUGGAACUAAAGGAUGGCAGUGGCUAUGUGGUCAUAUCAGAUCGUUGCAAGGGGAUUAUUAGUGCUGUCAAGAAGAAGAAUCAAGAGAUUAAGGAGGCUGGAACAUCUCAGCCUACAAUGGAGCUCCAAGAAACAACACAUGGAGCUGAUACAAUCACACUCACUCAGAGAAGCAGUCAAUGGGAUCAAUCGGACCAGUUGGACUAG
Messenger RNA from Arabidopsis thaliana (thale cress), 1482 nucleotides. Its product is annotated as mutator transposase MUDRA protein. NCBI's taxonomy places the organism in Eukaryota, Viridiplantae, Streptophyta, Magnoliopsida, Brassicales, Brassicaceae. The transcript has 3 exons. The coding region runs from base 1 to 1482 and encodes 493 amino acids. The record is from RefSeq and is marked reviewed.